Molecule: messenger RNA, 678 nt
Organism: Pisolithus orientalis
Lineage: Eukaryota; Fungi; Basidiomycota; Agaricomycetes; Boletales; Pisolithaceae
Exons: 8
Coding region: 1-678 (225 amino acids)
Source: RefSeq, a predicted model, not a curated record
AUGGCCAUCUCAGCAAGUACCCUUAUUGUAACCUAUCAGUCGACCAUCCAUUCGCAACACGAGGAUGAGAGCGCGAGCAAUGGACGGAUGUCAGGAUCUAAACUAUGGUAUCAGGAAGUAAUCCCCUGGGACAAGGAAACUCGCGGAUGGCACGAAAGGCCGCGGACAUCGGAGGCCCAUCUCGUUGCUACGGAGACAUUGUAUAAAGUACCGAUUGCAACCCAGCGAACAAGGAGCGGGAGAGUGAAAGCAAAACAACAAAACACCGAGGAGAAAAAGAACAAGUCCACGUCCUUCGAGAAGGACAUGCCUGGUAGGGAAUCUGAUUUGGAAUCGAUAUGGCAUACUGGGACAAGGACGAAAAAAUGCCACUUCGGUGCCUCCGUACCGAUCUACGCCUGUGCAUGUCUCAGGAAUGUCAAUCAAUGGCAGCUCGGCAUCGAGAACAAAAAACUCACUUACCGCAUAUGCAUCGACUUUGUCGCAGGCAAAAGAGCUGAAGCAUCGCCGCUGGACGGGGACAAGGCAAUCACGCGUGAUUCUCAGGAAUACGACUCUCAACAACGUUUCAACUACGAAGGACAUGAAAAUCAAGGCUCAGAUGGUCCUAAGAGCGGAUGCUCAGCAUCCAUCUCAGUGUCGCAAAUUUUCGAGGCGCAUAAUAAUGCCGCCGGCUGA